UAUGCAUCAUUCCAUACUAAUUUUACUGUUCCAGCUGUAGAUUUGUUGUUGUUGUUGUUGUUGUUGUUGUUGUUUUCCAAGCAACUUUACGAUGAAGUUGAGUUUUCUUUUUUGUACAUGUACACGGAAUAAUCCCACUUGCUUGUGAGGGACGCAGUAUGUAUGUACUCCGCGCUUUGGCCUCCGGGGGCAGUGGGGUGCACACGUGCAGACGUCACGCAUAUUGAAUAAAAAGAAACAAAGAAGAACGUUGCCUUAAAGGUGCAACGAAGGAAUGCAGUAUACGAGUAUGCUUGCUUCCAGCAGUGACCAACCCGCGUGCCGGAACCUUCCUCAGACGGCAAUGGGCAUCUUGGGGAACGCCGUGGUGCUGCUGGCCUACGCCAACGUCCUCUACACCGAAGGCAAACUCCUUAACGUGGACCCGAUCCUGUGCCACCUGGCCUUCGCCAACCUGAUGAUCCUGACGAUCCGCUGCGUGCCCCAGACCAUGACGGUGUUUGGCCUCAGCGACUUGUUGAGCGACGCGGGCUGCAAGUUGGUGCUUUACGGCUACCGCGUCGGCCGGGCCUUGUCGAUCUGCAUCACCUGCGCGCUCAGCGUGUUCCAGGCGGUGACCAUCGCCCCCGGGCCUCGUCUGUCCAGGCUGAAGUUUUGCCUCCCGUCCCUGGUCCUGCCCACCUUCGCCGCGCUCUGGUUCCUCAACAUGGUCAUCUACGUCCCGGCCCUUCUCUAUUCCACGGCGCCGCGCAACGGCACCGUGCCCGCCUUCACGCUCAACCUGGGCUUCUGCCUCAUGGACUUCAGAGACAACAUGCUCUACAUCAUCCAGGGGGUCAUCGUCUCUGGAAGGGACUUUUCCGUCGUGGCCCUGAUGUUGGUCUCCAGCGGUUACAUCCUGCUCCUUCUCCACCGCCACAGCCGCCAGGUGAGAGGCAUCCACCGCUCCCGUUCGGCCGAGACCAGGGCGGCCAAAACGGUGGUCACCCUGGUGGUCCUGUACGUCUUCUUCUUCGGCAUCGACAACGUGAUCUGGAUCUACAUGCUGACCGAGUCCAAGGUGUCCCCUGUGGUGGCGGACAUGAGGGUGUUCUGCUCCUCUUGCUACGCGUUCCUCAGCCCGUACUUCAUCAUUUCCUCCAACAAGAAGGUCAAGGCCAGAAUCCUGUGCGUGGCCGAGCGGGACCAGGCGGCAUCGGCGGACGCUCAAGAGUCCAAAUGACUUUUGCUGUCGUUGUAUUCUUUAUCGAUAUUGUUCUCGUAGACCUUUUGUAAAAGAGCUAGACUAAACUAUAGGGGGUUUUUGUAUGUAUUUGAUGUGCUUUUGGUGCAAAACAAACUCGUUCAGUGUGCGAUGACAAUAAAGAUUAAUGUAAAAUGUCUCCCAAA
Messenger RNA from Syngnathoides biaculeatus (alligator pipefish), 1389 nucleotides. RefSeq names its product olfactory receptor class A-like protein 1. Gene Ontology annotation, cellular component: membrane. Gene Ontology annotation, biological process: G protein-coupled receptor signaling pathway. The transcript is spliced from 3 exons. The record is from RefSeq and is a predicted model, not a curated record. The coding region runs from base 275 to 1222 and encodes 315 amino acids. Gene Ontology annotation, molecular function: pheromone receptor activity. Lineage: Eukaryota; Metazoa; Chordata; Actinopteri; Syngnathiformes; Syngnathidae.